AUGAGUUCUAUGCUUGUUUGCUACGGUGAGAAAAGUAAUGACUCCGAUUUGAAUCGUUAUUUCGGUGAAGUUAUUCUUCAUCUUUUGGAAAUUGAAAGUUUACAAGGACGACAGUUGAAGCAAUGGUGUAUUGAUAAAAUGAUUGAACUACCUGAGCCAGUAUGGGAUAGUCCCGUCGAAACUUUGCAGCAAUUAAGUUUGUUCAAAUUUAUUUUGUGUUUACAGUUUUCCAAUCAACAGCUUGAAAAUCAUACUGGUGAGAUCUUUGAAGAGAAACAGCUUCUUUGGGCAGACAUUCGUAUUGAACCUUUGAAAUUUGAUGAUCUUUAUAAUUUGAACGGUGAAAUGGAUCACAAUUAUGAAGAUCCGUUAACGAAAUAUGCUUUGGAACUAUACACUGCGAAUCUUUUUCUAAAGUGUGGGACAUUAUAUCAUGUUAAGGAUUUUAUUCAACACUGUACUGCAAGUAAACAGAAAAUGAAUUCUUUAACUGAUAAGAGGGAAACUUUUCCGGAACUCUUCGAUACUGGGAAGCAAUCGGUGAUCAAGAUCCCUUGGAAGUUCCCAACGCAAUUUUUAACAAAGGUUACUGAAGAACAUACUUUAAACUCUAAAGUAUCUAUUUCCUUCUCAAAGAUGAUGUUGAAGGAAAGAGCCAAAUUGUACAAGGAUAUUAACCCGGAAGAUAUCAGCCCUCGUUACGUUAAAGUGGAUAUGAAGUGGCUAGAAGGAACAAACGUUUACAGUUUGUGGCAAAUGGAGGAGGAAACAAGCCAAACGUCGUUGGAAUUAGAGGAGAUAAAACAAAGACAAAUUGAGCGUCAAAAAAUCUUUGAGGAUGACUUGGAACCCUUGACACCAAAAACAGAUGUUGAUAUGUGUCAUCUAUAUUUGAAGUCUACAAAGAACAAAAAUUUUUCCAAUAACCAUGCUAUUGAUGAUAAGAUUUUGGGUAAAGAUUCUGUUCGAAGUACCGUGGCAGAUAUCAAUAUGGGGAAAGAAAACUAUUCGAUGGAGUCCGAAGACUCCGAGUCAAUAAGAACUGCUUUAGCAUUUCAGAAUGGCAUGGUUACUGGUCUUGAGAAUCCAACUUCUUUGAAAAACUUACAUAUCCAUGAAACAGCUAUGAUUGAUAUGGAUCUGUGUACUGGGUUGAGACACCUCACUUAUGUGCCAAAAUUUGGUGACGUGCAUGAAGCUGAUUGUAUUAUCAAGAUAGAAAUAAAUAAACCUGGGACCACGCCAUCAUCUCUGGACAGUAUUUCAUUAACCCAACAAUUACAGCGUUUACGUUGCUUCUUCAAAAGGGAAAAAGCAGAAAAGACUCUUGAACCCAGUAAAGCGAUUAAAACUCAAAAUGAUAACCUUCGAGAGCUCUUGUUACCACCUAUUGACAGUAAGAUAACUUUCAAAAAAUUCUUUAGAGCUAAACUUCGACAAAUAAGAUCAGACUUCAGCUACUAUAAAAAAGUCGCCAUUUAUUGUAUCGAUGACAUAAGACACUAUAGCCCAGACGAGGAACAGCACACUCCUUGA
Kluyveromyces lactis is the source of this 1536-nucleotide messenger RNA. RefSeq lists its product as uncharacterized. The record is from RefSeq and is a predicted model, not a curated record. The coding region runs from base 1 to 1536 and encodes 511 amino acids. Lineage: Eukaryota; Fungi; Ascomycota; Saccharomycetes; Saccharomycetales; Saccharomycetaceae. The transcript has a single exon.